AUGGCUGAAGACGGAGAGGAUUCAGAGAUAAAAAUUCCAAAGUUUGUGGAAGUGAUAUGUAGGAGUUCCGGCAAGACCCGGCGAUUUGCGGCGGAUACUGAGGCGGGUUUCGCCGUGAAUUUGAUAAAUAAGAAGCUUCUUAGUGAUGGUAAUGGUGGCGGUGGUGGUAAUAUUCCAUUGGCAUCCCAUAUUGAGGCAGUCAAAGAAGGGGAGGAAGGGGAACCCGUUAGCUUUGGCCCUAGAUCUGUUCUUGUAGACUAUGGGCCCGGUUGGAAAUUGCAAACUGUUGUUGAACGAAAUGAUGAUGUGACUGGAGUACACAUUCGCCCUACAAGAGCGCAGAAAGCAGAUGCCGAGGGUGUUGAUGAAUCACAUUCUAUGAAGAGCGCAUCACAUUCGGCUUUGAGUUUUCUGUACAUUGGAAAGAUAUUGUUUGCUUUCCUUCUAUUAUUUGUGUUUGGUGCCAUUUUCACGUUACUUUUGGAAAACCUUCCGCAGUUUAUCUUGUUUAUCAACUCAUCAGUAUGA
This is a messenger RNA of Fraxinus pennsylvanica, 528 nucleotides long. Lineage: Eukaryota; Viridiplantae; Streptophyta; Magnoliopsida; Lamiales; Oleaceae. The record is from the annotation of a GenBank genome assembly.